Molecule: messenger RNA, 1503 nt
Organism: Vanrija pseudolonga
Lineage: Eukaryota; Fungi; Basidiomycota; Tremellomycetes; Trichosporonales; Trichosporonaceae
Product: Trichothecene 3-O-acetyltransferase
Exons: 1
Coding region: 1-1503 (500 amino acids)
Molecular function (GO): acyltransferase activity, transferring groups other than amino-acyl groups
Source: RefSeq, a predicted model, not a curated record
AUGUCCAAGGUCAUCAUCACCUCACAGGUCGUCGUGCAGCCGCAGGCCCACGACCACCACACCUUCCCCAUCAGCAUCACGGGCAACAGCCUGGCGAUGGGUCCGCCCGUGCCGCCGGUCUGGUUCCUCAACGGCGCCGUCGACACCGACGUGCUCCUCAAGGCGCUCGACACGGUCGCGAAUGCGUACCCGCACACGAGCUACACCAUCACCGACAAGAUCCCCCCCAGUGCUGGUGACGCCGCCGCCGCCGCCGCGCACACCAAGCGCCAUGGCCGCCUCUGGGCGGUGCACGACGACAAGUCGCCCGGCAUCCUCUUCACCGCCGCGACGUGCGACGGCCCGAUCGCCGACGCCCUCCCGCACAAGCUGAGUGACAGCACCGCCGACGCGAGCCCGUGCUCGAGCAACCUUCUGUGCACCGCCCACAAGGUCGUGCGCCUCCGCCCGCACUACGUGCCCGGCCACGCCCUCGUCGCGCAGCUCACGUCGUUUGACGACGGCGCCGCCCUCGCUGUGCUGGGCACGCACGCCCUCUUCGACACGCACAGCGUGCUCCGCUUCGUGCACGACUGGGCGGCGGUGUACACCGCCCUCAAGGAGGGCAAGGCUGCGCCCCAGAUCGCCGCGACGCCCGCCGCCUUCACCGAGGUGGACAAGCACGCCGCGGGCGACAUCGACGCGGACGCGGAGGACGCCGGCAUCAAGGCGCGCGCCGCUGAGCUCCCCGGUCGUCGCCUGGACGUGUACGCCUCUGACCCUAAGCUCGCGCUUCCUUUCCUCGUCGUCGAGCCGGUCGAUGGCAUCGCCCCGCCGCUCGAGGGUAACCCCCACCGCAUGCCGUGGGAGACUUGGGACUGGCGUAACAACGACAGCGUGGAGCGCACCGUCACACUCUCGCCCGCCGCUGUCGGCAAGGCGUACGAGCUGUGCGGCGAGGGCGGCAAGACGCACCUUGACGCGCUUCUUGGCUUUAUCUGGCGCGCAAACGUGCGCGCGCGCAACCUCGCCCCCGAGACGGAGGUGCACUUCUCCAGCACUGUCGGCGUGCGCCGCCGCCUCGGCCUCAAGGACUGGGACAGCGGCGCGCCGGUGCUCAUGGCAAGCUCGGCGGCGUCAGUUGCCGACCUCGAGACCGGUGCCGCUGCGGCCAUCCGCAAGUCGCUCGACGCGUUCACGCCCGAGAAUGUCGGGGUUGCGCUGCACCACAUGGCGUUCGCGUCCGACCCGGUCCGCGAGGCCAACUACUUCUUCGGGGAGCGCGCGAUGGUCGCGACCAGCUGGCUCGGGUACGCGCUCUACGACGUCAAGUUUGGUUCCGCGGCCCCGGUGCACGUCCACCCCGCGUUCCAUGCCGUCGACGGCCUCGUGCUCGUCCUCCCCCGCAACAGCGGCGGGCACGGCGCCGAGUGGUGGAAGACCGGUGCGAGCGUGUGGCUCGCGCUCAAGGCUAACGUCAUGGAGCGCGUGCUUGCCGAGCUCGAGGGGCUGGACACGGCGUAG